This is a messenger RNA of Chara braunii, 1493 nucleotides long. Lineage: Eukaryota; Viridiplantae; Streptophyta; Charophyceae; Charales; Characeae. The record is from the annotation of a GenBank genome assembly.
GCCUAUGCGUCGAACAACCCUACUGUUGCUGCGACGGGGAACACUGAUGAUGGCCACCGUCCAGAACUGAGGCUGAGAGUUGGACGCAAGAACAGUCUUCUGUUGUCGUCUUGGGUUGGUGAAAAGUACGGUAUUGUCUGCAUUGCAUACUAUUGGGAGUUGGGAAGGACGGUGAAAGACGAGGUGACUGUCGGCGAAUUUCCGUCGCUUUUAUCGGCAGGUUCCAGACCAAGGGGGGUUUCACAGGGGCACAAUUCACUGUGUCGUCAGUUUGCGCGUCGUCUUCUUCGUUGGUGCAGGUGGCAUCAUCUGACAUUUAAUUUUUUUUUUUUGAAACGCGAGCAUUCUUCUGUACAUACUACAUAAGUGUCUCGGCGCACAACCUGUCGUUUGUUUGUUCUUUUGUAAUCGAUCACGACAAACAAGCGGAUCUUUUCAAAAAAAAAAGGGAAAAAACAAAAAAAAAACGGAGUGGAACCGUUGUCAGCUGUCCCUCCCCUCUUUUUCUGUCCUUCCUGUAUAGAUGCCCACUUCUCAGUGUGCCUUGUUAUCUCUGUCUGUUUAGGAUUGCCAGGCAGAAGAAGAAGAAGAAGAAGAUUCUUUCUUUUUCUUUCGGGAAGAUUCGUUCUUCGUUCAAAGAAGGCUCUUUUUUUUGCGGCCGUUCUUGUUCUUGUACAUUCUAUAUUGUGUCUGUUUCCAAAUGCCACGUCGACUUUGCCGUUGCCUGGGGUGUUCUAUAUUCUAUUCUGUGUCCAUUUUACGGAGAUCAUACAUCGACCUGGCAGUGCCCGGUGGUUAUCAUUGACAGGCAGAAGAAGAUUCUGUGCUGUUUUUUUUUUUUUUUUUUUUUUUYUUGAGAAGGUUGUUCUGAGAAGGUAAUUGAGACAGCAAAGAAUCGUCCGGGAAGAUUCAGCAGUGUCCGUUUGGACUUUCGAGAAUAUUCCUUUCGUCCGGUUCUUUUUGUUUGUUUUUGUUUCUGUACAUUCUAUUGUGUGCGUUUGUUUACGGGCUUCGUACGUCCACGGUGCGGUAUGGGGAGACUUCAUGUCAUUCAGUUGGAAGGUAGGAUAUACAGCUGCAAGCAAUGCAGAAGCCACUUGGCGAACAUGGAUGAGCUUAUUUCGAAAGCGUUCCAUUGCCGGCAAGGAAAAGCGUACCUAUUCAACACCGUCGUCAAUGUGUCGAUUGGACCGAAGGAGAACCGUGUUAUGACGACUGGCCUUCACACGGUUGCCGACAUCUACUGCAACUGCUGCCAACGCAUCGUUGGCUGGAAAUACGUCGAGGCCUUCGUCAAGAGCCAGAAGUAUAAAGAGGGGAAGUACAUUCUCGAGCGUCAGAAGAUGACCGAUGGAGACGGAAGCGACUACUACAUGGAUUCACAGCCUUUGGGGAGUGACACUGAUGAUGUAUAGGAAAAACGAAAAAGCUUCGAUAUGAAAAGGAUUUGAUGUGUCAUGUCUGAGGUAGGGGUCACCAUUGCCUUCAAUUCA